AUGAAGAAGAGGGUACUCAGGACGCUGAGAUCGCCUAGUCUGAGAGCACAGCCGGGAGGUGGACUGAUAAUGGGCGACGAAGAGGAAUUCGCACGAGAGAUGAGUCAAAACAGCCAAGAGGAGAGGAAAAAGGAGUCGACUGGGGCGGUGGGAGGACGGGAUCAGCUGAGGCUGAAUGAGGCUAGUCUCAGGUUCGGAGGUGGGACGAGCUAA
This is a messenger RNA of Protopolystoma xenopodis, 213 nucleotides long. The record is from the annotation of a GenBank genome assembly. Lineage: Eukaryota; Metazoa; Platyhelminthes; Monogenea; Polystomatidea; Polystomatidae.